AUGGAGUUGCUCAAAGAAGCUUUUCCAAAGGAGAAUAAAAUUCCAUCUUCAUAUUAUGAAGCUAAGAAACUGUUGGGUGGCUUAGGAAUGGGUUAUGAAGCAAUUCAUGCAUGUCAGUACGACUGUGCUUUGUUUUUGAAAGAGCAUAAAGAUAGGGAGGACUGUCCAGUAUGUAAUGCUCCUGGGUACAAAAACGAUGACGAGAAGGGUACAAAGAUCCCACACAAGGACCCGCGCAAUGUUAGGUUGGGACUUGCUACUGAUGGUUUCAAUCCCUUUGAAAAUAUGAGCAAUGCACAUAGGACGUGGCCAGUGGUAAUUGUACCGUACAACUUACCUCCCUGGAAGUGUAUGAAAGAGCCAUUUUUAUUGAUGACGUUGCUUAUUCCUGACCCACACGAACCUGGUAAAGAUAUUGAUGUAUAUCUGCAGCCUUUGAUAGAUGAUUUAAAUGAGUUGUGGGAAGAAGGUGUUGAAGUAUAUGAUGCCUCAGAAAAAAAUAAAUUCCGUAUGCAUGCUGCCUUAUUGUGGACCAUAAACGACUUCCCAGCUUAUGCCAAAAUGUCAGGGUGGAGUACACAUGGAUAUUUAGCUUGCCCAAUAUGCAACGAAGAUGCACCAUCAAUCAAACUAAGGAGCAAGAUAGGUUAUGUUCGUCAUCGUCGAUACUUGCCUCCUGGUCAUAGUUGGAGAGACUCGAAAUGUCAUGAUGGGACACGCGAACAUAAGGGUCCUCCGAAAGAGCUUACGGGUGAUGGACUUUUAGCUCAAAUGGAACAUAUUGUGUUCUGUAAUCCAGGUAAGAACCCGAAUAAACAAAGCAAGAAAAGAAAAUGUAGUAAUGAAGAGCGAAACUGGACAAAGAAGAGUAUAUUUUACGAGCUUCCGUAUUGGCAAAGUCAUAAAAUUAAACAUAAGAUCGACGUUAUGCAUACAGAAAAGAAUAUUUGUGACAACAUUGUCGGAACUCUGUUGAAUCUCGACAAGAAAAAUAAAGAUACCGAGAAGGCUCGUUUGGAUCUUGCAGACAUGAGGAUUAGGAAAGAACUGCAUCUUAAACCUAGAAGGGAUAAAUUUAUAAAGCCUCCUGCAUGUUAUGUUAUAAAGCCGGAGGAUAGAAAAAAGUUCUGUCAGUUCCUAAAGUCAGUGAAGUUCCCUGAUGGAUAUGCAUCUAACAUCUCCAGAAAUUCUCAUGUCAAUGACGGAAAAGUAUCCGUACUUAAAAGUCAUGAUUGUCAUGUUUUGCUACAGAGACUUCUCCCUGUUGCAAUUCGUCCUUAUUUGCGCAGAGAUGUAUGUGCCCCCUUAAUUGAGCUGUGCAAUUUCUUUCACGAUUUAUGUGCAAAGACUUUGAGUGUUAGUCACUUAGAUGAGUUGGAGAAGAGAAUUCCUUUGAUUCUCUGUAAGCUGGAAAGAAUAUUUCACCCAGAUUUUUUCGAUGUUAUGGUUCAUCUGGCUGUUCAUUUGCCGCGUGAGGCGAAACUUGUUGGACCAGUUGGCUACAGUUGGAUAUAUCCUAUCGAAAGGUUUUUUGGAACACUCAAGCGUUACGUGAAAAACAGAGCUCGACCAGAGGGUUCUAUUGUUGAGGCCUAUAUUCUUAAAGAAUGCUUGAAAUUUUGCUCUAUGUACUUUCGUGGUACUGAAACCAAAUUUACUCAACGCGAACAAAAUGACGAUAAAUCAAGGGAUCCCCGUUACCAGAAGGGAAAGAUAUCUGUUUUUGCUCAGAGUGCCCGUCCUGUUGAUGCAAAAAUUGUACGUCCACUGUCAGUCGCUGAAAGGGAGAAAAUUAAUUGUGGUAGGCUACCUGCAUCUAGAAUUCAUCUCUAUUUACGUUUAGAGUUAUUAGAAAGAUUUCAUAGGAUUCUUGAUAAUGUCACAACUGAGAUAUAUCCACCAUAG
This is a messenger RNA of Papaver somniferum (opium poppy), 1905 nucleotides long. RefSeq lists its product as uncharacterized. The transcript has 4 exons. NCBI's taxonomy places the organism in Eukaryota, Viridiplantae, Streptophyta, Magnoliopsida, Ranunculales, Papaveraceae. The coding region runs from base 1 to 1905 and encodes 634 amino acids. The record is from RefSeq and is a predicted model, not a curated record.